Molecule: messenger RNA, 3555 nt
Organism: Salarias fasciatus (jewelled blenny)
Lineage: Eukaryota; Metazoa; Chordata; Actinopteri; Blenniiformes; Blenniidae
Product: serendipity locus protein delta-like
Exons: 10
Coding region: 582-2795 (737 amino acids)
Biological process (GO): regulation of transcription by RNA polymerase II
Cellular component (GO): nucleoplasm; nucleus
Molecular function (GO): RNA polymerase II cis-regulatory region sequence-specific DNA binding; DNA-binding transcription repressor activity, RNA polymerase II-specific
Source: RefSeq, a predicted model, not a curated record
CCCAAAACACUCUGGUGGACACGUUAUAAUCCGCACAUUCACUACGCUGUGGAACACCAACAAAUGUAGCGUUGUAGCGUUACGACAUUGAAGCAAAUACGGGGAACUACUUUUUCCGAGUACAGUUCUGAGCGGAGUGACACGCUGCGCAGCUCAGCCAGUGGCGUAGUGUUGUUGCUGUGCUUUCACCCACACGGCUGGACGGAGCAGAAAGUGUUGUACAAAAGGUUUACGAGCGAUGUCCAUCAUUUUACACAGCCAUGGUUUAUACAUGUAAUGUGAAAUGCUGCAAUAACAAGCCGAAGAAAUGGAGCAGCGUGAUGUUUCACCGUAUCCCAACAUAUGACAAGGACAGGAUGAGACGAUGGCUGAUUGUACUGGGAAUCGAUCCUAACACGCCGAUCAAAAUGGUUCGGAAAAUGGUAGUGUGCUCCGACCAUUUUUUACCUGAGGACUACGGCAAUAAACGCUUGACAGGCUCUGCCAUACCAUCUGUCGGCAUCACACAAAGAGCGGACGUGGUGUGCCCCGCCCUGGCAAAUUGAGCCCCACCCUGGAAAGCCACUUCUUGGAAAACAAACAUGGCGAAGAGGAGACACGCAAAUUGUGGUGUUCUUGACUGCACGCACCGUGGCGAAAGUUUAUUUUUGCUUCCCACUUCUGAGCCUGUUCGAAAAAAGUGGCUGGAUUAUAUCUUUGGUGGUCAUGUACCAAACAGAAUUCCGAAACGCUUUUAUGUGUGUGCACGGCAUUUCACGCACGAGUGUUUCUCAAACAUUGGCCAAUACAGCUCCGGCUCAGCACAAAGACUCCGAAUAAAGAAGGACGCAGUACCAACGCUUCGUGACCCAAAGACAAGCGUGGGAGAUAUUGAAACGGCAGACCAGCUUAAACAUAUCAAUCCCAUAGUGGACAGAGGAAAAGAGGAGAGUGAGCCAGAGGAGGCCCUGAGUGCACAGGAGGGGUGCUCGGUGAUCGGUUGUGACUCGUAUCGUCGGAGUGCGCAGCGGCUGAAGUUACCGGAGGACUCAGAAAGGAGAAAGGAGUGGAUCCAGUUUGUACUGAAAGUCAACCGACAGCAGCUUAAAGACUCCUGGACUGAUAUCACCAUCUGCAGUGAACACUUUACGAACGACUGUUUUGUAAAGACGAACCCGGAGUCUGGCGCAGUGCAGCUCAGUACUGAUGCCGUUCCGUCACUGUACAUCAAAUCUGAAGAACAGGAACCUGCGAACAGCCGUGGACAUGUGCUCAGUCCUGGUGUCAUCCUACCACAGAACAUUAAAUCUGAGGAAGAGGAACCGUGGAGCCCCGAACAUCUCAGUCCUGGUGCCAUCCUAUCACUGAACAUUAAAUCUGAGGAAGAGGAACCAUGGAGCCCCGAACAUGUGUUCAGUCCUGGUGCCAUCAUAUCAUUAAAGAUUAAAUCUGAGGAAGAGGAACCUACAGAGGAACCUACGAGGAGCCCCAAACAUGAGCUCAGUGAAACCUCAGAUGUUGAUGAGACUUUAUUUAAUGGCUCAGAACUACAUGAAAAUAGCAUUCCCUGCUCUGGAGCAUCAGAGGAUCUCUCACCAGAUGCUUCGUCCUCCGCUCUUGUUCAGACACAACAGAAAGAGCUGACAACAGACGUGAACCAGAAAAUUGCUGUAUUUCUGCAAACGAAGGGAAAGUUUGUGGUGAAUGAGAAGUGCCUCUUCCAGCUGCUUGGACGCAAUUGCCCCUCCUGUCAGAGCAAGUUACAGAUGGAGAAGGUCACCUAUGAAGCGUUCCUCAUCUUGAACCAACGGUGUCUGAAGUGCGACUACACCAACCAGUGGAAAAAUAUGGCCGGUGCCCAUAUCCCAGCAGCAGAGGAUGGAGACGCUGUAGAGGAGACAUCAGAGAGUCCACAGGCCGCGGCGCCAUCGUUCAACAGUGCAGUUGUUUCUGAGAUUGUCGUUUUCAGCGAUGAAGAGAGUGACGCCUCGGAAAAUGUGGAGGAAGCGGAAGAAGAAGAUGGAUCGAGUAUAGACGAGGAGUGGAAUCUAACGGGGGAGGUCUUGCUGGCCGAGGAGCUCGAGCUGGAGUCCGAGAACGAGGAAGCUGAGGAGGAAUCCACUGACGAGAACAAGUUGGGGGGCGGUGUCGUCCGUGAGCUCUGUGCAGAGUGUGGAAAGUUCUUCGACAAAAGAAAGCAUCAUGUCUGUGCGCACAAAGGGAGGCCCUUUGCCUGCAAUGUCUGUGGCAAGAGAUGCGUGUCGGAGCUGUCCUUGAAAAUCCACUCCCGGAUCCACCAAGAAAACUACGAGCAUCUCUGCAAGUACUGCUACCUCCCUUUCAAAACCAGAGUGGACAAACAGAAGCACGAGGACGCCCACAAAAUGAAAAACGAUCCCUACAGCUGCAGCGACUGCCCGCAGACAUUCACCUCAUAUAAACAACGACGCAGUCAUCUGUUGACUCACCGAGGCCUCAGAGAGCGUAAAUGUGGAGUUUGUGGGAUGGUUUUCACAAGUUGGGAGCAUCUGGGGAGGCACUCCUUCGUGCACACGGGGCUGAAACCACACAAGUGUUCAGUUUGCGACCGUAGCUUCAAGCAGUCAUCCCACCUGAAAUCCCACAUGCGCCUGCACACAGGGGAGCGGCCGUACGCCUGCUCGCACUGUGACAGGGCCUUCAAUCACAACGUCAGCUUGAAGAGUCACGUCCAGCAGUGCCACGCGUCCAACGGCGGUGCUCAAGACGAGACGGGCCCAGACGUCGAGUUUGACGGUGUUGAAGAGGAGCCGAAAAAGAAAGCAAAAAUGACCUGAAAAGGAGGAGUUCGGGUCGGCCCGUAGGAAGGCCGAAGAAAACCGCAGAAGAAAAGAACCUUUCAAACACGGCAAGGCCAAAGAGAAGGAGGCCGAAGAAAUCCACCUCCAGUGACGAGGAAAGUGAGGAUGAUGGUGAUUUAUCCUUUGAAUCAGCAGAAGAGGAUGAAGAGGAAGAGGUGAAGAAGCACAGAGGCCUUCCGAAAAGAGCUAAAUAUGACAGUGACUCUGAUUUCAACCCAUAACUCACAAGGAGAAAGAGGACCGAAGCAAAAGAAGUGCAGCAGCCAGAGCAGUGGUGAGGGCUCCGGAAAACCUCGAGGAAGAUGGAGGAAGACCGAGGAAGAGAGCCAUGACCUCAGGGAUUUGAACACAGAAGGACUAACUUACAGGAAUCAGUCAAACCACACACUGCUUUUCAGAAACGUUUUACUUUGUUCCUUGUUCUCAGGAGGGACAAUAAGACACUAAGUUCUUUUUUUUUUUUUUUUUUUAUUCUUUUUGUUGUCAAAUGCACGUUGACGAGAAUACUUGUCUUUUACAAAGCAAUCGUAGUUUUAUAUGUUUUGUAUUUUACAAAGAUAAAGUAAGACACUCAGUUCUGAGUGGGAAAACAGUAUUGUAAGCUCAGAAGAGUGAAUUGCCUUUUGAAAAGCGGGGAUGAAUAUUUGGAGAAUGCGUGGGGAGUGGUCUGAACCUCUACUGCAGAACCUCGGGUGGCAAAACCUCUUUUUGUCGAAAUAAAAAUUUUUGUAUUGUC